GAGACGCAAAGCUAGUCAGAUAAGGGAGAAACUUCAGACUUCUUAGUCUUGUACUCCUAUAUUGAAAUGAAACGCUGGAUAAUUUGAGUUCCAAAAUACUUUAAGUAGCCGACAGAUUACUCUCUCAGUUCAACACAUUAGAAAAAUGUUAGGUUUAAAUUUAGUGAUUUCAAGUUUGUUAGCUGCUUCAUCGGUUAGUGCUCUUCAAUGCAAUGGCUGCAGAGGAUGCGGAAAGCGUCUGUUGGAAGAAGAGGGACCCACCGGUGUUUACGCUAGAUGGUGGUUUGGUAACGCUACUCCUCAAAAAGAGCAUAUCAGAACAUCGAAGAGGGAAGCUUUAUUCGAAGUUAAACAUGAAGCUAAUGGAGGUCAAUACUUGAAAAGACCAGAGAACGCUAUUGGUCUCAUCGUUUUUUCCGAUGAUAAGCAUGCUGCUGUUGCUGGCUGGGAUGGUGCUGAUACUGAUGGUCCAUGGCAAACUUACGGAGAGCAAGGCCCUAAUGCUUCCAGGUUUCAUUAUCUAGGCGACAGUUAAAUUGUAUUUGUUAAUUUAACUGUUGUGUUGUUAAAUUAAACUAUCUUUUGUUUCGUCCAUUCGCUAGACAAGGUGAACCUGAAAAGCAGCUAUAAAAGCAGCUAUAUAGAGAAAUCUCAUCUUUUUAUAGUUCCGCAGUUUUGGCUGCAAAAUCUACAGCGAUGUUUUUCAGU
Messenger RNA from Yamadazyma tenuis ATCC 10573, 708 nucleotides. Lineage: Eukaryota; Fungi; Ascomycota; Pichiomycetes; Serinales; Debaryomycetaceae. The record is from RefSeq and is a predicted model, not a curated record.